Molecule: messenger RNA, 213 nt
Organism: Fusarium redolens
Lineage: Eukaryota; Fungi; Ascomycota; Sordariomycetes; Hypocreales; Nectriaceae
Exons: 2
Coding region: 1-213 (70 amino acids)
Source: RefSeq, a predicted model, not a curated record
AUGGCUCCUAACUCCAAGCGCCGUUUCUCCCUCAGUGCCCUCUCACCCGCUUCAAGGAGAUACAACAAGAUCAUGAGCGAGCGACCCGACAACCGUCGAUCUGUCGACACUACAGUCACUACUUCAACACUUGGCGGUAUCCCUGUCACGGAGGUCGAGAACCAUCUUGUUGACCCGGCGUAUCGUUGGACGACCGCAAAUCGAGUUGGCUAA